AUGUUUGCGCGCUCGGUUCGGAAGCAGGUUACCCACAUCGAACGUGCCUUUUCCACGUCUGCGGCAUGCAAUGCAGACUUCACACAUGCAGUGAUCGGAGGUGGAGCAGUAGGCUUAGCGAUUGCACGGAAGCUGCAAGAGAAGGACGGUGCAUCGACGGUGCUUAUAGAGCGGCAUGGGAGCGUAGGCACAGAGACGAGCAGCCGAAACUCAGAGGUCAUCCACGCCGGCCUAUACUAUGGCACUGACUCCCUCAAAACCAAGCUCUGCCUCCAAGGCAAGGAGAUGAUGUACGACCUCUGCAAAAAGCACGACAUUCCCCACAUGAACUGCGGCAAGUGGAUAGUGGCGCAGAACGAGCAGCAGAUGGGCGAGCUGGAAAAGGUCCACUCUUUCGCCCAGUCCGUUGGCGUACCGACGCGCUUUGUUCCGCUAGACGAGGGCAAGCAGCGCGAGCCGGACGUGCGUGCUGAGAAGGGCAUCCUGGAGAGCACUUCGACCGGGAUCAUUGACAGCCACUCGUUCAUGCAGUUUCUGGAAGGCGACUUCGAGGACCGGGGAGGCAUAUGCGCCUUUCACUCGCCAGUGGUCCGGAUCGAAGCAUUGGACAAUGGCAAAGGUGGCUGGAAGAUAUGGACGAAGCCAGAUGAUACUCGGGAUAAGGACUCGGAAGACGCCAUAACCGCAGACGUUCUUAUCAACUCCGCUGGGCUAUUCGCGAUACCGUUGUCAAACAUGAUUCUUCCGAAGGAGAGGCAUAGGAAACCGUACUACGCCAAAGGCUCGUACUUUUCUUACUCGUCCUCAAAGCCGAAGCCUUCGACACUCGUAUAUCCCGCUCCACAACCUGGCCAUGGCGGCCUGGGCACCCACCUUACAAUCGACAUGAGUGGUCGCAUACGCUUCGGGCCUGAUGUUGAGUGGAUUGAGGAUCCAAAUGACUACGCUGUGAAUGGCAGCAGACUACAAGAAGCGCUUGACGACAUCCAGACAUACUUGCCCGGCAUUGACCGAGAUGCCGUGGGCCUAGAUUAUGCGGGCAUCAGGCCGAAGCUUGGAAAGCUGGGUGCUGUCGCCACUGGGAAGGGCUUCCAGGACUUCUACAUCAAGAAGGAGGAUGGGUUCGAGGGCUUCAUCAACCUGUUGGGGAUUGAAAGCCCCGGAUUGACCAGCUCGCUGGCUAUCGGCGAGCACGUAUAUCGGAUGUUGUACAAAUGA
Molecule: messenger RNA, 1218 nt
Organism: Coniosporium apollinis CBS 100218
Lineage: Eukaryota; Fungi; Ascomycota; Dothideomycetes
Exons: 2
Coding region: 1-1218 (405 amino acids)
Cellular component (GO): mitochondrion
Molecular function (GO): (S)-2-hydroxyglutarate dehydrogenase activity; (S)-2-hydroxy-acid oxidase activity
Source: RefSeq, a predicted model, not a curated record